Leishmania braziliensis MHOM/BR/75/M2904 is the source of this 2400-nucleotide messenger RNA. Its product is annotated as putative ribonucleoside-diphosphate reductase large chain. Gene Ontology annotation, biological process: DNA replication; deoxyribonucleotide biosynthetic process. Bases 1 to 2400 code for a protein of 799 amino acids. The transcript has a single exon. NCBI's taxonomy places the organism in Eukaryota, Euglenozoa, Kinetoplastea, Trypanosomatida, Trypanosomatidae. Gene Ontology annotation, cellular component: ribonucleoside-diphosphate reductase complex. Gene Ontology annotation, molecular function: ATP binding; ribonucleoside-diphosphate reductase activity, thioredoxin disulfide as acceptor. The record is from RefSeq and is a predicted model, not a curated record.
AUGUCCGAUUCGGCGCCACUGAUCAUCAAGCGCAAUGGCGAGGCGCAAACGUACGAUGCUUCUAAGAUUCGCCGCCGCUUUGAACGGGUGAUGGAGGGACUCGACAGCGACCACCUUGAUGUGGACAUGCUGACGGAGAACGUGACUCGCGGCUUGACGGACCAAAUUCGCUACGACAAACUGGACGAGCUCGUGGCGCAAACGGCGGCGUACUCGGUCACGAAGCACCCCGACUAUGGUCGCAUGGGCGGUCGCCUGUGCACAACAUCCCUGCACAAGCAGACGAGUGAGUCGCUGCUGGAGACGUUCCGCCUUCUGCACGACCAUGUCACGGUGCAGACACACCGUCCCGCUCCCCUCGUCGCCGACGAUGUGUGGGAGGUGAUGCAGCAGCACCACAAGGAGCUGCAAAGCAUGAUCGACUACUCCCGCGAUUUGAACUUCGAGUUCUUUGGGUACAAGACACUGGAGCGCUCGUACCUGCUACGCAUCGAGACGGGAAGGGGUGAGAUGCGGAUUGUGGAGCGGCCUCAGCAGAUGUUUAUGCGUGUCGCCCUUGGCAUCCACGGCAGAGAUCUCAACAACGUGCGUGAGACGUACAAUCUGAUGUCGAUGGGCUUUUUCACCCACGCUACUCCAACCCUCUUCAACGCUGGCACCCCGAAGCCGCAAAUGAGCUCGUGCUUCCUGGUGGCGUCGAAGGACGACAGCAUCGACGGCAUCUACGAUACGCUGAAGGAGUGCGCCGUGAUCAGCAAGGCGGCCGGCGGUAUUGGUCUGCAUGUGCACAACAUCCGCGCCGCCGGCAGCUACAUUGCUGGAACCAACGGCACGUCGAACGGACUCGUACCAAUGCUGCGCGUCUUCAACAACACUGCCCGCUACGUAGACCAGGGCGGCGGUAAGCGCAAGGGCGCCUUCGCCGUCUAUCUCGAGCCCUGGCAUGCCGAUGUCUUUGGUUUCCUGUUGCUGAAGCGCAACACAGGAAAGGAUGACCAGCGCGCCCGUGACCUCUUCUACGCGUUGUGGAUCCCGGACUUGUUCAUGAAGCGUGUCAAAAGUGAGGGGCGGUGGACGCUGAUGGACCCUAACACGUGCCCGGGCCUCAGCGACUGCCAUGGCGAGGCGUUCGAGCGGCUCUACGAGCGCUACGAGGCGGAAGGCCGCGGUGUCAAGACGAUCCAGGCGCAGGAGGUGUGGUUUGCCAUCCUGGAGUCUCAGAUCGAGACGGGCGGGCCGUUCAUCCUGUACAAGGAUGCAUGCAACAGCAAGUCAAACCAGAAGAACCUUGGGACGAUCAAGUGCUCGAACCUGUGCACUGAAAUUGUCGAGUACACGUCGCCGGAGGAGACGGCCGUAUGCAACCUCGCCUCCAUCGCGCUGCCGCGCUUCGUCGACGUUGAAAAGCGCGAGUUCAACCACCAGCUUCUCUACGCCGUGACGAAGCAGAUCACGCGCAACCUAAACCGUGUUAUUGACCGCAACUACUACCCAGUCGAGACAGCGCGCCGCAGCAACAUGCGCAACCGUCCCAUCGGUCUUGGUGUACAGGGCCUCGCUGACACCUUUAUCCUCAUGCGACUGCCGUUCGUCUCGGCGGAGGCGCAGCGGGUGAACGCGGAGAUCUUCGAGACCAUCUACUUCGCCGCGGUCGAGUCGUCGAUGGAGCUCGCAAAGGAGGAGGGACCGUACGAGACCUUCAAGGGCAGCCCGGCAAGCGAGGGCAUUCUGCAGUUCGAUAUGUGGAAGAACGCGCGGCCGAACAGCGGUCGCUGGGACUGGGCCAGCCUCAAAGAGAAGGUCAUGCAGGUAGGCAUACGCAACUCACUGCUGGUGUCCCCCAUGCCAACCGCGUCCACCUCGCAGAUUCUCGGCAACAACGAGUGUUUCGAACCCUUCACCUCGAAUAUAUACGUCCGCCGUGUGCUGAGCGGCGAGUUCCCUGUGGUGAACAAGUACCUCGUCAUGGACCUCAUCGCGCGUGGCCUGUGGAAUGAGCAAAUGCGCAACGAAAUCAUCUCUUACAAUGGUUCGAUCCUCAACAUUGACGGCAUCCCAGAUGACCUAAAGGAGCUUUACCGGACCGUGUGGGAGAUCCCGCAGCGCAAGUUGAUCGACAUGGCACGCGACCGCGGCCAAUACAUCGACCAGUCCCAAUCACUGAACCUCUUUCUUCAGAGCCCCACCUCUGGCCAGAUCACGUCCAUGCUCUUCUACGGCUGGGAGGCUGGACUGAAGACUGGUGUCUACUAUCUACGCACUAAAGCCGCGGCGGACGCGAUCAAGUUCACUGUGGACGCGAAGCGUUUGAAGGAGAUCCAGGAGAGGGAGAGCUCGCAGCAGACAAUGUCCUCGCACCGCGUUUCGCAACCCGAGGAGUGCCUGAACUGCGGAUCCUAA